GGACCCCGGCUCGAGACCAUAUGAGCGAGAGGGAGAGAGAAGACUCGGAGACCGGAGACUCCGGAAGAAAGGGAGGAGAUUAUCAAAAAAAAAAAAAAACACAGAGAGAGAGAGAGAGAGAGAGAGAGAGGAGAUUCGGAGACUCUCCAAAUAAAUCGCCUCCUGUGGACGCUAUUCUGAGUCGGUGAGGGAGAUCGAUCUGAGAGAGGGGCUUUGGAUCCUGAGAUGUCUCUCGCCGGAGACGCUGGUCUCGAGAAGAAUCGGGCGGCGACGACGGUGGUGCUGAUCGGAGAAGAGAAGGAUACCUUCAUCGUCUGGGAGAAGGAGAGAUAGCCCAAUAGCGAGAAAGACUCCUCUAUUCGAAUCGUCGGCGUUUAGGACACUAAAUAGCCGUCCCGUCGGUGCCCGUAUCCGUUUACCGGAAGAAUCGGGGCGGAUAUAGAUAGGCUAUUUGAUAGGGAUUGGUUCUGAUUUGGGGCUUUGUUAGGUUUCCUUCGGAUUCGAGGAAAUGUCUGCGAGGGUGCGGAGCGGCGGCGACGUGGUGGCGAUCACGGCGGCGUCCGAGGGCAAGGGCGAGGGGCAGAUCGAGGUGGAGUUGGCCAAGUGCGAGUGCUGCGGGCUGACGGAGGAGUGCACGCCGGCGUACAUCGCGCGGGUGCGCGAGCGGUACAGCGGGCGGUGGGUCUGCGGCCUCUGCGGCGAGGCAGUCAAGGAAGAGAUCGGCCGCGCCGGGCGGCGGAUCUCCACGGAGGAGGCGCUCCACCGCCACAUGAGCUUCUCACGGGACUUCCGCUCGGCGUCGCCGCCAUCCAACCCGGCGGAGGACCUCAUCGCCGCCAUGCGCCACCUCCUCCGCCGGAGCCUCAGCUCACCAAGGGCUCUCCGGUCCACACCCGCCAGUCCCCGCGGGGAGGAGGACAACGACGGCGGUCGCCGCCGCCGCUCGCUCGCCCGCUCCGAGAGCUGCUUUGCGUCUCUGCCUGCCCCGUGAACGGCGUUGGGCGAAGCCCGCACCGCCAAAAGCCACGGGCAAACUCCAAGCGACCCGACCCAAACACCAUUUUAGGAAAAGAAGCUCUCUAUCUCCCUCUUUUGCACACUAGUUAGGGUCUCAAUUCUCCAGAGAAUUUGAAUAAUUAUGCUAUAAUAUUAAUCUUUUUGUUUUAUUUAGGCCUUUUUGAUUUCAAUCGAAUCGAUGGUAUGUAGAAAGAAAGAAAAUGGAAGUUAAUUUUCCAUUUCCAGAACCUUAUUAUUCUCCAAUAAUAAAUUCCUUUCAAGUAUUGC
Phoenix dactylifera (date palm) is the source of this 1284-nucleotide messenger RNA. RefSeq lists its product as uncharacterized. Lineage: Eukaryota; Viridiplantae; Streptophyta; Magnoliopsida; Arecales; Arecaceae. The record is from RefSeq and is a predicted model, not a curated record.